Molecule: messenger RNA, 1527 nt
Organism: Microplitis demolitor
Lineage: Eukaryota; Metazoa; Arthropoda; Insecta; Hymenoptera; Braconidae
Product: speckle-type POZ protein-like
Exons: 2
Coding region: 116-1144 (342 amino acids)
Biological process (GO): regulation of proteolysis; proteasome-mediated ubiquitin-dependent protein catabolic process
Cellular component (GO): cytoplasm
Molecular function (GO): ubiquitin protein ligase binding
Source: RefSeq, a predicted model, not a curated record
GCAUCACUACUCCACAAUUCUCAUGAGCCACUAGUCAGAGUCGAGUUGAUAGAAUAAAAUAAAAUUGUUUUGUGUUAAUUUAAUAUUAUAAUACUAUCACCAUAUUGUCGUUACAAUGCCUUUAAAAAAAAUCGAAAAUAAUAUUCAUCAAACUUACGAUACUUGGAUAAUAAAAAAUUUAAGCAACGCAAUGGCAAACUAUUUAAAGACUCCUGUAACUCGUGAAUUUUUAUCAGAGCUUGAAGGUAAUAUAAUCAAGUGGCGUGUGGUAUUAGAAAAUCGGGAAAAAAAUUCUGGUGAAAUACAGAUACUAUUUUACGCCGUUAAUCAAACAGAGGUAAAAAAAAAUGUUACUUGUAACUUUUACAUUGUUGAUGCAGAUGAAAAUCUUAUUUUUAUUGCACGAAAAAAUAAAAUAAUUGAGGACACUUUCCAUACAGUUUGUGGAAGAUUUUUUACGAAACAUAGUUCUUUUCCAAUUAGAAAAACAGAUAAAACAGCUCCAAAUGAUACAUUAACAUUGCGCAUUGAACUAAUCACUUAUUUGGAUGAUAAUCCUACAUUUCCCUUUGCGUGGGCAGGAUAUCAUGUCGCCAUAGAGGACAACUUACCGCAAACUUUUUUGGAGUUGUAUGAUGAGCACCGUAAAGACAAUGGUGAUAUCAAUAUACAGGUGAAGGAUAUUCAAUUUAAAGUCCAUAGAGUAGUUUUAGAAAGACGAUGUCCUCUGUUGUAUGAAGAUGUUGCUCGUCAUCAACAAACACCUGAAGGUACUGAGUUUAAUAUUAUGGACAUCGAUCCAGAUAUAUUUAAAAGACUAUUAGAAUUUCUCUACACCGGUAAGAUCAAUGAUUUGGAUGAUCAUUCAGAGUAUUUGCUUGAGGCUGCUGAUAGAUAUAAAUUAAAAAGACUGAAACAAUUGUGCGAAAAAUCACUCAUUGACAACUAUCUCACCGCUGAUAAUUAUAUAGAGGUUGGAGAUUUAGCUAUUCGUUGUCACGCCUCUCAAUUAAAAAUGAACGUCCUUAAUUUUAAAAAUUGUGCAUUACCGUGGCCCGAGGACGUAAUUGUUCUAAACGAUACUUCGGUUGUAACAUUCCACUGUGGCGUGCCAGAGUGGUUUUGGAAAUCAAAAAAGGUUUAGAGCAACCUGCAACUUAUAUGAGCAACCUGUAACUUAUAUGCUCCUAGAAGUGAUACAUGAGAUCAAUUAUAUACAGUACAGUUCGAUUUUGUGUAAGGCUCUAGUGAUCGAUAAAUUCACAUUUUACCGAUUACUAGAUCCUCAUUCCACGCCUAACGAUCAAAGACCUUAUAAUUUAUUAGAACUCGACGCGUGGCUAAGUGGUUACCCGACCAAGUAGCAAUCCUGCUCGAUGCUACUUAUCUUUAGUAAUCGCCCAAGCCACGCGGGUGCCGAACAACUACCUCAGUCGCUUACUGUAUUAUUAUUAUUAUUACUAUCAUUGUCUUGAGUUGUCAAAGAAAUAAUUAAAUAAACAAUAAAAUUAUUAUGAUUAUAUAAUA